Molecule: messenger RNA, 1075 nt
Organism: Contarinia nasturtii (swede midge)
Lineage: Eukaryota; Metazoa; Arthropoda; Insecta; Diptera; Cecidomyiidae
Gene: CCDC53
Product: WASH complex subunit 3
Exons: 4
Coding region: 364-948 (194 amino acids)
Biological process (GO): exocytosis; actin filament polymerization
Cellular component (GO): WASH complex
Source: RefSeq, a predicted model, not a curated record
CAUUACUAAUAAGACAAAACCUUUGUUUAGAAAAGCCCGAGCAAUGUUUUGAUGAAAAAAGAGAAAAUAAAAUGAAUAUGAUUUAGAAAACAAAACCAAAAGAUCCGGAAUAAAAGUUGUGAUCGAAAAAAGAAGAAAUAAAAAAAAAAUUGUUUGAUGAAAUUAUUGUUAUUUGGAAAGAUUGAGCCGAACAAUUGAGGGAAGAUAUUUAUUAUCCGUUUUGCGACGAUCAUAAAUCGGAUUUUUAAUGAAUCAGUGAAAUUUUAUGUAACAAAUUCGAAUUGUACGUAAUUUUGUUUGUUUGUUUGUUUUUGUACACCGAAUUCAACUUCGUGAGCAGCCAAAAUUGUAUGCCAAAUAAAAAUGAAUGAUAAUCCUGAUCUUUCGAUACUGAGUCAAAAUGUUGACAAAAGUCAGGUUCCUCCUAUCGAACAAAAGCGUCUGGUGGCAUUUAUCAAUGAAUUUAUCAUUUCAACCGUCACAUUUCUCAACGAAUUCAUGACGAAUGUCGAAUCGAAAUUCGUCGACUUCGAAUUGAAAAUGCAAAAGAUUGAAGCCUCAUUGUUAAUAGUCGAAGCAAAGAUGGCUUCAAUACCUGAUGUUCAGACAAAAUCAUCACCACCAACGAACAUUCAAAGCGAAACAAUGCAAGAAACAGAGCCUCAAACCCCAACGAUUGAAGCAGCACAUGAACCAAUACCGUCCACUGUGCAAACCACUGAAACUGAAAUUGAUAAUAAAGCCGAUGCACAAGAGACGGCUAGUGAUGGUGGUGUGAAAGCCAGUGAUGAUACCAGAUAUCGAAAAUACUUUAAAAUGCUGCAAUUCGGUGUACCAGCACCGGCUGUCAAAUUAAAAAUGGUCAAUGAAGGAUUUGAUCCAAACGUUCUUGAUGAUCCAAAUCGUGUUCUGGAAGAUGGUAUCCUCUUUGUUGUCACAGAAGAAUAAUGGAUACUCACAUCAUUUCAUUUCAAAAUUCAUUUCAAACAUUUGUGAUUUAAUGAACACAUUCCUGUUUAUAUUUCUUGUUUAAGUUGACAUCUAAUUCAAAAUAAAUGUUCUGAGAAAAAAUGAA